GCUCUUAUUGUCAAUUAAUUUUUGUUUCAAAGACUUUGUCAUCAAUUGAACUAUCAAAUUUUUGCUCAUGUCACUUGUCUACUACUCUAGUUUGACACCAUUUAUGGGGGAAUUGUUGGACAAUUCAGUUCCAACUAAUUUGAAAUGGAAUGGUUUAGCUUGCAAAAGUAGUUUUCAUAUACCAAGAAAUUGUGAAGAUAGGGCUGGUUGGAGCUCAGCUGCUAAAACACAUAGAAGUGUUUGUGAACUCAAUGUCGUUUCGAUGUCAAUUAAGGGCAAUACAUGUUUUGGUUGUGCACAAGUCAAGAUGCACCACUUGAAUUUGUUAUAUCAGUCCACUAGAACUUCAAGUUUAGUAGCUCUGUCUAAUUUGGUUGCUAGUAAUGGAUUUGAUUUUGUAUCUGAAGAACAACAUGAGCAGAAGAAUGUUAUCCGACACGGAAAGGAUGAAGUUGAUGUCGAUUCUUUCGGACAGUAUGUGCCUCCUUGGGGAAAUUUGACAGUUGAUACAGAACCGUAUUCAGAUCCUAAAAGUAUUGUUGAGCCUUUAGUGAGUCCAAGAAAUACUGUAAAUUUUAGUUUUGAUGAGAUUCGGAUACAUUCUUUAGAAGGAGAAAUGGAUGAAAAGGUGUUAUCUGGAAGGAUCUUGAUGCUUAGUAGAUCAAACAAGGUUAAAAGUGCACUAGAAUUGUUUAAGUCGAUGGAAUUCGCAGGUUUACGACCCAAUAGUCAUGCUUGUAAUUCUCUUAUCUCUUGUCUCUUAAGAGACGAGCUACUUGAUCAUGCAAUGAGAAUCUUUAAGGUUACGAAGAGAAAUGGCAGCACAACUGGGCAUACGUAUACGUUAAUACUCAAAGCAGUUGCGGAUUUGCAAAGUUGUGAAUCAUCUCUUCGUAUGUUUGCAGAAUUGGGAGGAUUUUCUCGAGAGGAGAAUGAUUUCGACAUUAUUGUUUAUAAUACAAUGAUAUCCAUUUGUGGAAAAACGAAUAAUUGGGUUGACGCGGAAAGAAUAUGGAGAAGUAUGCAAAAUAAGGGUUGGCAUGGAACAAAGAUUACUUAUUCGUUGUUGGUUAGCAUUUUUGCGCGUUGUGGUCAGAAUGAUCUGGCUCUUGAAGCUUACAAUGAGAUGGAUCAAAAGGGCAUUAUACCGAAGGAUGAUACCUAUCAGGCUGUAAUUGGUGUGUCUGCAAAGGAAGGAAAGUCAGAAUUAGCUCUAAACAUUUUCCAUAACAUGUUAAAUCGCGGGGUGAAGCCAAAUCUUAUUGCGUGCAAUGCCUUGAUAAAUUCUCUUGGAAAAGCUGGACAAUACAAAUUAGCAUUUAUGGUGUUCGAGAAAGUAAAAUCUUUAGGUCAUAAACCUGAUGCAUAUACAUGGAACGCAUUGCUUAAUGGGCUAUACCGAGCAAAUCUACUUGCUGAUGCUAUUCAGCUUUUUGAGAGCAUAAAAAGAGAGCGAAACUCCCAAAUUAACGAGCAUUUGUAUAAUACCGCGUUAAUGUCAUGCCAGAAGCUUGGUCUAUGGGAUAAAGCUCUUCAGUUGUUGUGGCAGCUGGAAAGUUCUGGACUGCCAGUGUCGACCACUUCCUACAACCUUGUAAUUGGUGCUUGUGAGACUGCAAGAAAGCCGAAAGUUGCGUUACAGGUUUAUGAACAUAUGAUUCACCAGAAACACAUUCCGGACACAUUUACUCACUUGUCAUUGAUCAGAAGUUGCAUUUGGGCAUCUCUGUGGGGCGAAGUAGAAGAUAUCCUGGAGCAUGUUGCACCAGAUGUGUCUAUCUACAAUGCUGCCAUACAUGGAUUGUGUCUAAAACGCGAGUUUGUAUAUGCUAAGAAGCUGUACAUGAAGAUGCGUGAGAGUGGAAUCAAACCUGAUGGCAAGACAAGAGCAAUGAUGCUUCAGAACCUGAAAAAGGUUGCAAGAAAAAAGAAGAAACCGUACAUAUGUUUUUGAUUUGUCCGGGGAAUCAGGGAUGAUCUAUAAAUAUUGAAAAUAAAUAACUCAUCUGCAUAGCAGGGAUUGUCUGUAUAUAUUUUGAUUAUAUUGCAUAAUAGAGUUUGAGUAAUCUUCUUAAAGAAGUUUCAUAGUUCACAAUUCUAAAUUACUGAAAAGAAGCUGCUACAAAACUCAGGUCGAAAGACUAAUCUCCUUGCAGCUUUUAUCACAAUUAUAAUUCCAGUAAUGCAUCAAAUAGCAGAAUUAAUCAA
Molecule: messenger RNA, 2208 nt
Organism: Mercurialis annua (annual mercury)
Lineage: Eukaryota; Viridiplantae; Streptophyta; Magnoliopsida; Malpighiales; Euphorbiaceae
Product: pentatricopeptide repeat-containing protein At3g29290
Exons: 2
Coding region: 68-1954 (628 amino acids)
Molecular function (GO): protein binding
Source: RefSeq, a predicted model, not a curated record